AAAUGAUUGAAUGUUUCAUACGACGUACGUGUUAAUGAAUAUAAUAUAUUAUAAAAUAAUAUGACACGUGCAUAUUAUAUUUUAUUAUAUGAUACACACAAUUCAUUUAAUUUAGGUCAAUGGUCAGUAGUGUUCAGUACGUCGGUCAGUAACCGUGUAGUCUCGAGUCUCGACUAAGUGUUCCGUUUGUCCCGAUACCCAAUACUCAUUCGAAUUCUCUGUGCACGGGUACAGUCAAGGCCAACAGAAUUAGGAGCUCAGGAUGCGGCCUCUGCUGGAGCAGUAGGUCGAAUAACCCGAUUAGAGUCUAAUCAUUUGGCCUAUAUUAUGUAGAACUACAGUAGAAUACCGCUGCGAAACGGAUCAUCCAACACAUUCCAUUACGCGUGUAUCUAAAAUAAUGCGUAAAUAUAUCUUUUUUCUGUCCCAUUAAACACUAUAUAAUGAUUUGAAAUAAGAGGGGAAAAAGUGGUCGGCAAGAUCAGAAGUCAAUAUACUUCUGGUUUAUGAUUGGUAUCACGGCAUCACACGCGUCCCACCUUUUACAUCGUGCGUUGUGUGUCGAUAAACAUACAAAUUAUUUUAUAACAUAAUAUUAGCUUCUCGACCGUUCGAAAUGUCUACUAUUCCUCACUUGCCCAUUUUUGUUGAAGACGACGCCAUCGAAAACGGAUCUCAAAUCAUAUUGAAACUAAUAAGACCAGACUGGGAUUUAGAAAAAAUCCGAUACAAGUUGUUCACAGAUGGUAUUACUAACAAGUUAGUCGGUUUCUUCGACGAUUCGCGUCCAGAAGAUGAUGGCGUGCUGGUUCGCAUUUACGGAAAAAAUACGGAACAGAUCAUUGACAGAAAAGCAGAAUUCGAAAACUUUAAGUUUUUGUACCGUGCUGGAGUCGCGCCGGACUUGUACGCAACGUUCGAUAAUGGUAUGGUGUACAAAUACAUUAGAGGCAAAACGCUGACCACUACCACAGUCCGGGACCCGAUCAUUUACAGGCUUGUGGCCAGAACAAUGGCGAGAUUUCACAGGUUAGGUACAAGUGGCAAAAUGACAGAUGACGGGAGGACGACCAAAUCCGAACUUUGGAGUAAAAUGGAACAGUUUGCCAAUCUCAUUCCAGAAAGGUAUAGCUCUCCGUCCACGGACCUCCAGUUCCGAAAGACAUUCCCCCAAGGCGUCAAAAGUCUACGAGCUGAUAUUAAAACGCUCAAAGCAUCGUUGGAGAAUAUUGGAAGUCCAGUCGUGUUCUGUCACAACGACCUGCUGUUAACCAACAUACUUGUGCAGAGUGACGAUGCAGUGGGAAGUAGUCCCAUCAGCGUAGCAUUCAUCGAUUAUGAGUACUCCAUGUUCAACAAUCAGGCAUUCGACAUAGCCAAUCACUUUAUUGAAUUCGCUGGUGUACAAGAACCGGACUUUUCACUGUAUCCAAAUGUUGAUUUACAAAUGGACUGGCUGAAGUCGUACCUUGAAGAAUACAUCGGUGAAUCUUUGGACCAAGACGAUCAAAGGGUGGCCGUGCUUAAGGACCAAGUGAACAUGUUUGCAAUUGCAUCACAUUUGUUAUGGAUAUUCUGGUCACUCGUACAAGCCGAAAUAUCGGUCAUCGAUUUCGAUUAUUUAAAGUAUGCAGAAAUGAGAUUCAAACUGUACAUGACAGCGAAAAGUUCACUCAUCAAAUGAACACUUCGUGACAUUCCUUAAAUAAUUCUAUAAUUUGAUAAUACUUUAAAUUUAACAUGUUAACAUUUCCAUUUAUACCAAUAUGAGACAAUGAAAUGCUAUAAUAUAGGCUCACGCUUUGUCAAUAAAUAUUAUAGGCAUUAAGUUUUAAGGCAUACAUUUUAUAUUUAUUUAAAUACGAUGCCACCGUGGAUGAUAAACGUCAUUAUAUGCAAGUUGCAACACCGCCACCAAGUAAUCAUUGUGAUCAAAAUAUUAAAAUAAAGCAAUAAUAG
Metopolophium dirhodum (rose-grain aphid) is the source of this 1959-nucleotide messenger RNA. RefSeq names its product ethanolamine kinase (gene eas). The coding region runs from base 617 to 1684 and encodes 355 amino acids. Gene Ontology annotation, cellular component: cytoplasm. NCBI's taxonomy places the organism in Eukaryota, Metazoa, Arthropoda, Insecta, Hemiptera, Aphididae. The record is from RefSeq and is a predicted model, not a curated record. Gene Ontology annotation, biological process: phosphatidylethanolamine biosynthetic process. The transcript has 7 exons. Gene Ontology annotation, molecular function: ethanolamine kinase activity.